Messenger RNA from Glycine soja, 1090 nucleotides. Its product is annotated as receptor-like protein 33. The record is from RefSeq and is a predicted model, not a curated record. NCBI's taxonomy places the organism in Eukaryota, Viridiplantae, Streptophyta, Magnoliopsida, Fabales, Fabaceae. The coding region runs from base 1 to 978 and encodes 325 amino acids. The transcript is spliced from 2 exons. Gene Ontology annotation, molecular function: protein binding.
AUGCCAAGACCAGACAAACCCAAUUGGCCUACGAUGCAUUUAUCAGGCAACCAAUUGGAUGGACUAUUACCACGGUCCUUGGCCCACUGCACAAAUCUGAAAGUUUUGGACCUGGCAGGCAAUAACAUAGAGGAUACAUUUCCCCAUUGGCUAGAAAGCCUCCAGGAGUUACAGGUACUCAGUUUGAGAUCAAAUAAGUUUCAUGGUGUCAUCACUUGUUUCGGUGCAAAGCAUCCAUUUCCCAGGCUGAAAAUUUUUGAUGUCUCAAAUAACAAUUUUAGUGGGCCCUUGCCAGCAUCAUACAUCAAGAACUUUCAAGGAAUGGUGAGUGUGAAUGACAACCACACUGGUUUCAAAUAUAAGUGUAACCAAAAUCUCUAUUGUGAUUCAGUAGAGCUUGUAAUGAAAGGUUGUUCUAGGGAGCUGGUGAACAUAUUUUUUGCUUUCACGACCAUUGAUUUAUCAAAUAAUAUGUUUGAAGGAGGAAUUCCGAUAGUCAUUGGAGAAUUGCAUUCUCUCAUAGGGCUUAACCUUUCGCACAAUGCAAUCACUGGUGUCAUUCCAGGAUCCUUUGGUAAUUUAAAAAAUUUGGAAUGGUUGGACCUCUCGUGGAACCGGUUGAAAGGAGAGAUUCCUGUGGCUUUGAUCAAUUUGAAUUUUCUGGCUGUGUUGAACCUUUCACAAAACCAGUUUGAGGGUAUCAUACCUACAGGUGGACAGUUUAACACAUUUGGAAAUGAUUCCUAUGCUGGAAAUCCAAUGCUAUGUGGAUUCCCUUUGUCAAAAUCCUGCAAUAAGAGUGAAGAUCGGCUACCACAUUCAACAUUUCAGCAUGAAGAAUCAGGAUUUGGCUGGAAAGCUGUAGCAGUGGGAUAUGCAUGUGGGUUUCUAUUUGGAAUGCUUUUGGGAUAUAAUGUUUUUAUGACUGGGAAACUACAAUGGCUGGCGAGUCUUGUUGAAGGUGUGUUUAAUGAAUGAAGAGUGAAAAUGACAAAUCAUAAGGGAAGGAAAUAUUUUACUCUUAGUUUAAUGUGGUACGUUCUUUUGUGUGUAUCUGUAUGUUUUCUGUAAUUUUAACUUGUGUCCUUUG